UUUGGCUGUGAGCUGGGAGGAAAUAGGCCUGGAGAACGGUUCAUGAAGUAUGGCUAUGAUGUGAAGAACUUCAUUAGCCUGGGCAAGAAGACCUUGACCUGGACAGCAGCCGAGGUGUCAGCCCAGGUGACCAAGGGGGAGGGGGAGUGUGAACGCAAUACCACGCUGACCUGGAAAGGCUACUUAGAGGAGGAAUGCAUGGAGUCAUUUAAGAAACUCAUGGACUAUGGCAAACAGCCAGAGGUGAUGGUGACCAGAAAGUCUGACUAUAAUGGCGUGAAGACCCUCCUCUGCCAAGCCCACAGCUUCUAUACCAAGGAGACUGAUGCCAACUGGGUGAAGGAUGGGGAGAUCUGACAGGAGGGCACCUUCUGUGGAGUGGUCACACCCAAUUCAGACAGGACCUACUACGCUUUGCUUGGCAUCAAGAAUGACCCCAAGGAGAGGGACCACUACUUGUGCCAUGUGGAACAUGACAGCCUAAAGGAGCCUCAGGACAUGGCUCAGGAUGUCCCACCCAGCAGCGGAGCAAGCCGAUUGGGCAGCAAGGAGAAAGAGACAAAAGACAAUAGUCCUACAUUCCGGAACACAGUAAUAUAA
Lacerta agilis (Sand lizard) is the source of this 600-nucleotide messenger RNA. RefSeq names its product major histocompatibility complex class I-related gene protein-like. The record is from RefSeq and is a predicted model, not a curated record. Lineage: Eukaryota; Metazoa; Chordata; Lepidosauria; Squamata; Lacertidae. Gene Ontology annotation, biological process: immune response. Gene Ontology annotation, cellular component: external side of plasma membrane.